ACCACGUACUGUUACAGCCUAUUCGGGUUUACUUUGACGGGCAGUACCGGAAGCUUCAGCGAUUGUUAUUCAGUGCAGUUUAACGCCACUAAUGAGCGCAGAACGGAGUGUGUGCUCCCAGAGCUCCCAGUCCGACUGAGAGCCGUUCCGAACUUAACUGUAUUAUCUGUGGAGCUAAAGGUGCAGAGACCUCGGAGAGCGGGACCAGGAACCGGUCGGAUCAGAGAUGGACACCAUCUGUCUGUUCCAGCUGUAGGUCAGCUAUGGCCAUUCUGUUUCCUGGAUUUGGAGGAGACAAAGCCAGAUAUAGACUUCAUGUUGGUCGUCGUAAUGGCCUCGAUGGACGGAAGCACGCCAACUGAAACACUUCUGUCUGUCAUCCACCUGGAGAGAUAUCUGGACACAUUCCAUCAAGCUGGUCUCCUAUUGGCCAGAGACUUUACACACCUGGACCAUGACGCCUUGGUCAGUCUCGGAAUAACUGCCACCGGACACAGGAAGCGAAUCCUACGCUUGGUCAGUCACGUCCAGUGGACAGAAGCUCAAAGAGCCAAUCAGAAGGCGGCUUUCCCACGUGACCGCUGUCAAUCUGUGACAGAGGUUUGCUCCUCAGACCAAGGGCGCCACGCAGUGUUAGUCCAUCAGUCCACCGGACCCGUCGGCUUUGAGGCAUUUAGGAAAGGUUCAGCCCCAAACCUUGACACUAUGCUUACAAACUCUGAAUCCAUUAGCAGCAGAGCUGUGCUUAAGCCAGUGCCCAAACCCAGGACAGUCUUCAAUCGUCGCAGGACUGCACCCAUCCACUUUUGCCCCACACCAGACCCUGCACCACCCCCACUGAGGAGACUUUCUCAGGAAUCCAUCUGUUUUCCAGUGUUAGAAGCUCUGACUUAUGGGGACAUGCCCGACAACAGGUGCACUACCAGCCAAAGACCAAGCCGGGCCGACAGGAUGAGACCCAGUCGUAGUCUGUCUCUGUCAGAUACAGGCGCAUUGCUUCCACUGGUCCCCCCUAGACAAAAUCGUGGGGCCCUCAGUUUCAGCUUCUCUGGAUCCCAAGCACCGCCUAUGUCUUUUUCCUCACCUGUAUGGAUGGACCAGAACCAGACUUCCCCUGAUAAUUUUGAGGAGAGCAAGCUCCCUGGAUCCUCACCCUCCAGCUCACCUAUAGGUAAUGGCGGGAUAGAGAUGGUUUCCAACGAGAUCUAUUGGGGGUCUACACUCAGAUCCACUGCCCUCUCUGGAGACAGGAGUUACAGCAGCCAGCAGUCACUUCCUCCAACUCCACCCAGGCAAAUUCCUGACAGGGACCCUGAGAGGAACAGUGGCAGCACUUUAAGUAACAACUCGUCUUUAUCAGCCAGAGCUUCAACUGACGACCCAGAUGAGGAAAUCAGCCCGUACUGUGAAACUGUUUUCCACAACAGAAGGAAUCCAUCUCUUUGUCAGAGUGAAAGAAAUAAACUGGAGAAAGGAGAGUUGAGGAAAGGCGUCAACAGACCGGCAGAGGAUCAUGGGAGUCCAAAGUUCUUCUGGACCAAGCGUCUGUCUCAGGCUCUUCUUCCCGGAGACUCUCAGGCUUACAGCACCGUCGGAGAAUCUCCACCGCCCCUUCACUGCCUGUUCCUCCCCAGUCACACCUUCCCCCCAGAGGCAGACGAGGACCUGACCAUCUCCCCCUACGCCAGCUACACCUCCUUGACUGAGAGAGCCCCACCCAUCAUUAGCGGCUGGCUGGACAAGCUGUCUCCGCAGGGGGGCCAGAGGUCAGCGCUGGUGGUCCUUCUGUAUCUCCCCCUCUAUGCUCCUGCCUGUGUCUCCUUCUUCCUGAAAGGCUGCCUCAGCCUCAUCACCUUCCUCUACUCCUCCUCUACAUGCUUUGCUUCCUCUUCAUCCUUUGUUCGGAACUAUGUUUUCCAGAAACGUUAUGUGAAGUUCGAUGGUAAAAAUGUGAUGUAUUUUGGCAGUGAAAAGGAUGUCUACCCUAAGGGAGUGAUCCCACUGGCUGCGAUCCAGAUGGCUCGAGCAGCUAAAGACACUAAGUUUGAGGUCAUGACAAGUCACAGGACCUUUGUGUUCAGAGCUGAAAAUGAAGCACUGCGGCACCGCUGGGUCUCCACACUGCAGCAGCACGUUGGAGAUCAGCUGUUGUUUGGUGGGAGGCGUUUUGGACCUGGAGCCCACUGUCAGAAGCACGGGCUCCUGGAGCUGAAGGGAACCAAGUCUAAGGUCUACGCUGCCAUCAAUACGGAUCAGGUUUGGCUCUACAAGAGCGAACAGUGUUUUCGUACUGGCAUCGGGAUCACUGUGAUUGAAGCUCGAGGAGCAACCAUCAGAGAUGGAAAACACAAAAGCUUUGACCUCAUCACCCCAUAUAAAACCUUCAGCUUCACAGCAGACUCUGACCGAGAGAAGCGGGGAUGGAUGGAGGCCCUGCAAGAGUCCAUUGCUGAGACUCUGUCGGAUUACGAGGUGGCAGAAAAGAUCUGGUCUAACCGGUCAAACAGGAUGUGUGCUGACUGUAAAGCUCUGAACCCCGAUUGGGCCUCCAUCAACUUGUGUGUGGUGAUCUGCAAAAACUGUGCAGGGCAACACAGAGGUCUGGGAACAAUGGUCUCUAAAGUCCAGAGUCUGAAAUUGGACACAAGCGUUUGGAGCAACGAGAUCGUCCAGCUGUUCAUCAUGCUAGGUAACGAUCGGGCUAACGAGUUCUGGGCGGCUCAACUGUCUGUGUCAGAGGAGCUGGACUGUAACGCGUCUCCUGAGCAGAGGAGGGAGUUCAUCAGUCAGAAAUACAGAGAGGGACGAUUCCGCCAGACUCACCCGAGCUUCAGCAGCCAGGAUGAGCUGCUCAAGGUUUUGUGUUUGGCCGUUUCUGAACAGACUCUUCUGAAAACUGUCACUCAGAUUUUCUCUAAGGCCGAGCCGGCUCGGCUUGCUGAAGAGUCUAAUGGCUGCCAACAUGCUGCAGACCAUGGCGCUGCCUCAGAUCCCAGCGUGUAUGAUGAGAUCAUGCAGCCUGUUCUUCACUCAGGUUUUCUCUACAAGUCUAGCCCAGUCCACAGAGGAACGCUGUCCAGAAAAACUCGAGAAGACUUUCAGAAGUUCUGGUGUUCAGUGGAACAGUGCCUGCUGUUCUAUGAGUCUGACCGCUCAGUUGAUCCCUGCCUGGAGAUUAACGUUAAAGACAUCUUGUGUCUGGGAGUCAGUCGACCCGAUUCAUCCAAUAGCAAUGGCUUCAUUGACAGGUUUCGCUACACCUUCGAGCUGUAUCUGGCUUCAGAGAAGCUGAUUCAGUUUGGGUUGGAAACAGCUGAAGCUCUGCACAACUGGACCAAAGCCAUUGGGAAGGCUGCGACCCCCAUCAGCUGCCACUGUUUGCUAACUCGUGAGUUCGAGCGUGUCGGGCUGCUCCGGUACCGAGCCAUGCUAGACCCUCAACAGUGGAAGGAGGCAUACUUUGUCCUGCAGAAAUCCAACCUGUUCAUAUGUCCUCGAAACGACGGAGCCGCAGAAGACAUCAUCAACCUGAACCGCCUGCAGGAGCUGAGUGUUACUUCAGAGAACGAGAACCAUGAGAAGAAAGACACCCUGGUUCUGGUAGAGAGGGGAAGGACCGUCCACCUACAGGGGAUUGGCCGUACAGACUUUUCUCUGUGGUGCUCAGACAUCCAGCGAGCAGCCGGUGGAAAGGGAAACACUUUGAGGGAGCAGCAGCUGAGCAGAAAUGACAUCCCCAUCAUCGUGGACAGCUGCAUCGCGUUCAUCACUCAGUACGGUCUGGGCCAUGAGGGGAUUUACAGGAAGAAUGGGGCCAAAUCUAGGAUCAAACUGUUGAUGGAGGAGUUUCGUAAAGAUGCUCGAAUUGUUAAGCUGCGGAUCGGAGACCAUUUCAUCGAAGACGUGACCGAUGUGCUAAAGAGGUUCUUUAGAGAACUCGAAGACCCCAUCUUCAUGACAGACCUGCACCCACUGUGGCAGGAAGCUGCUAAGGUUCCCCAAAAAAGUCACCGCUUGGACUGUUACAAAGAAAUCAUCCGUAGUCUUCCUCGUGUCAACAGGACAACACUGGCUGCUCUCAUCAGUCACCUCUACAGGGUCCAGAAGUGUGCCGACCUAAACCAGAUGUGCACUAAAAACCUGUCACUGCUGUUCGCUCCCAGUCUGUUUCAGACUGAUGGGAAAGGAGAACAUGAGGUGAAAAUCAUGGAAGACUUGAUAGACAACUACCUGUAUGUUUUCAACAUUGAUGAGGAGCAUCAGACUCAGAUCGAGCUGGAAAUCAGCCUCAUCACUACCUGGAAAGACACACAGCUUUCUCAGGCUGGUGACUUAAUCAUUGAAGUAUAUCUGGAGAUGAAGAUACCAGACUGCUGCAUUACUCUCAAAGUGUCCCCCACCAUGUGUGCUGAGGAGCUGACCAAUCAGGUUCUGUACAUGAAGAAUGUCCCACCUGGAGACAAAGAUGUGUGGAUGACGUUUGAGGCCAUUGAAGAUGGACAGCUGGAGCGUCCAUUGCAUCCCAAAGACAGAGUUCUGGAGCAGGCUCUGCAGUGGUGCAAAAUGGCUGACCCAAGCUCAGCCUACCUGGUUGUGAAGAGGGUUCCCAAAGGAGAAGGCAUCAACAUCCUAACCUCCUAUAAAAGUGAGAUUAUGAAGAUUGGUCUGUUGAAGUGCCGAGAGGAGCCUCCAAAGCUUCUUCAAGGGACCAAGUUCCAGGAGAGAACAUUUCAGAUUAAAGACCACAAACUGCUGCUGCUUAAAGACAAGAAGAGCAUCAAACCAGAGAAAGAGUGGUCUCUGAAGUUUAUGAAGCUCUACAUUGGCAUUCGCAGGAAACUCAAAGCUCCAUCCAGAUGGGGAUUCACCGUAAUGUCAGACAAACACCAGCUGUACCUGUGCUGCAGCUGUGAGACUGAGCUGUGGGACUGGAUCACCAGCUUCCUAAAAGCUCAGAACGAUGAUCCUGGUCCUCCAGUGCUAAGACGUCACUCCUCGUCUGAUAUCUCCAAACAGAAGUUUGGCACAAUGCCGCUCAUCCCUAUCAGAGGAGAUGAGCGCAACAACAGCAUGCUGUCAGCCAAUCAGACGCUGCGAAAACUUCACGACAGAAGGACUCUGUCCAUGUACUUUCCCAUGAAAGUGCAGCAGGAUUCAUUUGAAGAACGUUCAGACUCUCCGGACCUGCCGGAGCCCCUCUACGAGGAGGUUGGAGACUUUGGCCUUCAGGUCCUCAAAUCCCUGGAGACCAGCUUCUUAUCCAGCAGCGCCUCAGAGACUCAAGAGGUCUUGGACCACCCGCCACUCAGACUGGUUCCUGUAGAACAUCAUCUGGACCAGAUAGGCCCGAACACAGUCAAGGCAGUUAGCAGUUCUGUGGAAACUCUGGAGGAGAGAGGAGGCAGUGCUGAAGGAGGUGACGGAGACUUCAGCUUGCAGGACACUAAUUUCCCACUGCAGCCUCCACUGAGGAGGAGGCAGCAGCUGCAGGGAGUCUGUACGCCAUCCCAGGAGCUACUGCUACAAGAGCUGUCAUCUGCUUUUACCAAGAAGACGGAGGAGGACGAAAAGCCAUAUGAUGUCUGAUCAUAUCAACAUUCAUAAAGAAGAGUCAUUAAUACGUUAGUUUCACUGUUGUUUAUGUUGGUUUUUAGUAAAUCCUGUCAGAGCUUUUAGACCGCAGGAGAAGUGUCCCAACCCAAGGAUGCAUUUACUACCUGAACUGUUAUUAGACUCCUAAGAUACAGACUGCUACAUUAACAUCUCUUCUCGAUGGAGAACUGGUGGAUUAAGUACUUUGUGUGGCAUCUUUGAGAUUUGUGCGUUACAAUUCAAAGUUCAUUUUUCACUGACACCUGGUGUCUGAACGUGAAACAAAACCGCUUACACUGCCUCAGCCUCAGGUCACAUCCACUGAGCACAAUUUCAAAAAGUUUGAUCUGAACAAGCUAAAGGGUUUACAUGUGACCUCCAGUAAAAUCAGGUGAGCAUUUGUACACAGUGUGAGUUGCCGCUGGAGCUUGUUUCAGGGUCAGGGUAGAUAGUUUCUUAGCUUCAGUUAGGAAGCAGGGACCAAAUGAGCGUUUCCAUCAUGUUUGUGAUGGUUCUGGUGAAGAAAGGUUUAUGAAUGGAUAAGUCAACCCUCGAACUAAAAUAAACUGAUGGUUAUUUAGUUGUUUAUAUUUAAGUUAUACUUCAGUUAAUGAAUUGCAUAUAUUUAUAUAUUUCUUGAUAUUUUUACUUUCAUGUAACUGAUAAUUGGUUCUGCGUCAGAUUGAAGGAUUCUGGAGUACAACUCCUUGAUCCUAAACAGUUUCAAGAUACAAACACAGAGUCCAACUUGUCAGAGCAGGAAACAUCAUGAACCCCGUCCACACAUUAGUUAACAAUAACGUCUACCUUAUAAACAUUUUGAAACCUGAUCAGUUCUGUUUCGCUUCAUCAAAGAAAAAAUCGAGUAUAGUUAAACCUGCUGUAAAAUAUGUUUCUAUAAAACAAGUAAUGUUCAUUUAUAUCACAUGCUGACUAACUGUUAACUUCAGCCAACUAAAAAUGAACAAAUAGCUUUUUUAUUUUGUUUGUAAUAAAAUGAAAAACUGGUUCAAUUGGUUUUAAUGCUUUUGCUUUCACACCAAUUUACUGGCCUCAAUAGAUUUCUAUUAACUUCAUGUUCAUUUAAUUCAUUUCAAAGUCAAAGUCAACUUUAAUGUAAACUUCUACAAUAUGUUUGGGCUCAUCAUCAAAGUUUCUGACGUGUGAUGAAUGAGCAGCAGCAGAUUUUACCAAAACAAACUAACUAUAUGAGCAACUGUAACUGACAGUCAGAAACUGACCAGCAGUCACAGACAGACUACCAGUUAUACAGAGAGACAGACUGGCAGAGGGACACACAUACAGACUGAUGGAACAAGGGUGGGAGACAGGAUGAACCCUGAACUAGACGCCAACACACACAGUUAUUUCGAGUCUCCACCAACUGCACGUCUCUGGACUGGGUGAGAAAGAUGAUUUCCUGGCUAGAACCCAAGCAGUAUUCACUGGGCCAGGCCCAGAAUUCAAACCAAGGUCCUUUCAGCUGUCAUGUGCCACUAAACACUACAAUAUUGUGCAACAAGUUAAAAGACUAUAUAUAAAUACUAUAAAAAAUAAAAUACUUGCCUCUUC
Betta splendens (Siamese fighting fish) is the source of this 7164-nucleotide messenger RNA. It is a transcript of the gene arap3, whose product is annotated as ArfGAP with RhoGAP domain, ankyrin repeat and PH domain 3. Gene Ontology annotation, molecular function: phosphatidylinositol-3,4,5-trisphosphate binding; protein binding; GTPase activator activity. NCBI's taxonomy places the organism in Eukaryota, Metazoa, Chordata, Actinopteri, Anabantiformes, Osphronemidae. Gene Ontology annotation, biological process: signal transduction; positive regulation of GTPase activity. Bases 316 to 5586 code for a protein of 1756 amino acids. The record is from RefSeq and is a predicted model, not a curated record. The transcript is spliced from 36 exons.